This is a messenger RNA of Benincasa hispida (wax gourd), 5124 nucleotides long. The record is from RefSeq and is a predicted model, not a curated record. NCBI's taxonomy places the organism in Eukaryota, Viridiplantae, Streptophyta, Magnoliopsida, Cucurbitales, Cucurbitaceae.
AAUAGGUAUUUUCAUAUUAAAGGAAAUCAGUAAAAGAAAAAAGAAAAAAGAAAAGAGCCAACUUCAGCCGCUAUCGGCAACUUUCUCCCUCACAAACGCUCUCUCAACGGUUUCCCCUCACGUCAACAGCGCCGGCGCCCGGCCCUCACGCCACUGCCGACCGUUUCUCCACGCCGCCGCUCGCAGAUAAGCGGAAUACCCGCACAUCCCGCCGCUGUUUUCAGCUGCCUGCCAUCGCUGCCACACCCCGCCGCUGCCGCCGCCAGUUCCCAAGUGGUGGUUGGAGUUGGCGUUACGUAUUGGGUAAUUUUGGUAAGAAUCAAGGCUUUAAAACCGUUGUUGGAUUCACUUAUAUUGCUGUAAUGCGGUUCCGAUUUAUUAUUGGGGGGUUUGAAGCGGAGCGGGAUCAAAGAGCGACUUGGGUAAGUUGUUUAAGUAUUUGAAGAUGAUUUUUUUGAUGCAGUUUAGGACCUAAAAGUCGGAGCUAAUUUAAAUCUAUGGUUUAGAACUUUGAUCGAGGUUCCCUAAGCUGAGGAAAAUUUUAUUUUGUGGGAAUUGGAAAUUAAUGUGAGGUAAGAGAUCUUACUGUAUGAAUGCCUUAAAGGCAAGAUUGGUUGUUUAUUUUAUGUUAGUCAUGAAUCAUGAUCCAUGUAUUUUAAAUUUUAUGAAUUUGAAUGUCAUGUUAUGUGUGUCAUGGAUGUGAAGAUAGAUGUAAUUUUGGAUGAACGAUAUGUUAUGUUUCACACAUUGUGAAACUGAUUUUCUAUGUGGGACCUCAUGCAUGUGUGAAUGUUCAUUUAAGUUAAUUUCCUUCAUUUUUCCUUCAUGCGUUAACUACAUGAGAGAAGUGCAUGUUUAGUGGCUCUAGUGCAUAAAAGUGAUUUACUUGGGUUGGUAUGUUUGAAAAUGAUGCAUACUUAACCAGCCAGUUAGCCGUAGGGUGUGAAAGUGAUGCAUGUCUAGUGGGUUAUAUGUCUAUGAAAAUGAUGUAUAUAGUACUAUGGGUACGAAAGUGUUGUACAUCCAAAUAUAUAUAUUUGGACAUGAGAGAGGAAACUAUAGAAAGGAAGUUUAGGUCCCACCACAACCAUGAAAACCUAGUCAUGUUGCAUGUAUUUGCGCAUAUCCUGAACCCAAUAGUGGGUCUCUUACUGAGUAUUUUUAAUACUCUCCAUUUUCAAAAUCUUUUCUUUUUCAGGAUUCUAUAAGCUGCAUAACAAGGUUGUCUACUGAUGGUGCCACAGGACUAGAGUCGUUGUCUUCUGCUUUUGUCCAUGUUUUAUCUUAAAUUUUUAUUUCUGUACAGUCGUUGAAGUUUCCAACUAGCAACUUUAUAAAUUAUUUUGCAAAGUUUAAUGUUUUACUAGUUUUUCAAUGGGAUCCCAGUUAUAAAGUUUUUAGUAUUUAAUGGAAAAAUAUUUCUCAUCACGUCUUUUCUCAAGUGAUUUCAAAAGAAGUUUAGCAUGUGUGGAGUAAUGCCCCAGUAAGUUAAGUUAAGAGACGUUACAAUGUGAAUACUUUGUAAAUGAGUAAAUGAAAUCUUGUGUAAUUUGUUUUGUAAUUCUGGAUAGAACUGAAAAUUUACAAACUUAUGAACAAAAUAGACAUACGCAUUUAAUUUCACUGCUAAAAUUUGUAUUUUACUUAUUAAUAUUUUGUUCAAUUUGCAUUGUUUGUUAACGUGCCUUAUGAAAUCUUUCGUAAUUUGUUUUAUAAUUUUGGAUAGAACUGAAUUUUAUGAACAAAAUAGACAUACACGUAAUUGCACAACUCAAUUUUGUAUUUUACUUGCUAAUAUUUUGUUCAAUUUGCACUGUUCGUUAAUUUGGCUUAUUAAUUGAGUGUGGUUUGAUUUGCUUCGUUGUAGGGUUAUAGUUGGGAUGCUUGUGGCUUUGCUUGUUACACUGGUGUACUACGACUUGCUGUGACUGUAGGACUGAUUCACUUCAAAUACAAUUCUUAUCCAUUUUCUUGAGUUAUUUUUUUCCUUUUCUCUUUCUUCGUUCUUUGGCAUUUUUCAAACAAAAUGAGAAAGAACCUUUAGGCUUCUGAAGAACUUUGCGUAGAAAUGGGAGGUUGACAGAAGGAGCAUUUUUUUCUUUUGUAAGCCUACGCAUUUUCGUAUGGUCCACUCUAACAGUACCUCUUUCCUUCUUUCUUCUCACUGCCAUUGUUUCACCAACACCAAUCCAUCCAGUUUCAAAGUGCUCUUAAUCGUUAUUUCCUAUCUUAUAUAGGAUUGUUGUGUCGCCAUUAUUAAAAGGCGGCAUUUCUAGUUUUCUUUUUCUUUUUCAAUCUUCAUUGUUAUGAUACAUCACUAUUGUGGUUCAUAUCUUAAUCGAGUCCUCAGCACUUCAGUUCAAUUCUAUUCUACCUCUACAAUUUCUCCUCCCACCAUUCCCUUCAUCUCCAUCUUGAAACAAUGCAAGACCUUGAUCAAUGCGAAGCUUGCUCACCAGCAAAUUUUUGUCAAUGGCUUCACGGAGAUAAUCAGCUAUGCCGUUGGCGCCUACAUUGAGUGUGGUGCUUUUGUAGAAGCUGUAACACUCCUCCAACGUCUCAUUCCGUCACAUUCCACUGUUUUUUGGUGGAAUGCACUGAUUCGACGUUCUGUGAGACUUGGUUUCCUUGAUGAUACAUUGGGUUUUUAUUGUCAGAUGCAGAGGCUCGGGUGGUUGCCUGACCAUUACACCUUUCCUUUCGUUCUCAAGGCCUGUGGUGAGAUACCGUCGUUUCGAUGUGGUGCUUCAGUUCACGCCAUAGUUUGUGCAAAUGGGUUCGAAUCGAACGUAUUUAUUUGUAAUUCACUUGUGGCUAUGUACGGGCGAUGUGGGGCAUUGGGUGAUGCACGUCAAGUGUUUGAUGAGGUGCUUGAAAGAAAGAUAGAGGACAUUGUGUCUUGGAACUCAAUUCUUGCUGCUUAUGUACAAGGUAGGGAGUCAAAAACUGCCCUUAGAAUUGCUUUUCGAAUGGCUAACCACUACAGUUUUAAACUUCGCCCAGAUGCAAUUACGCUUGUGAAUAUUCUUCCUGCUUGUGCGUCAGCAUUUGCACCUCAACAUGGUAAGCAGGUACAUGGAUUUUCAAUACGAAGUGGAUUGGUGGAUGAUGUAUUUGUAGGCAAUGCUCUCGUGGAUAUGUAUGCCAAAUGCUCGAAGAUGAAUGAGGCGAACAAGGUGUUUGAGCGGAUGAAGGAGAAGGACGUGGUUUCUUGGAAUGCUAUGGUCACUGGGUAUUCUCAGAUCGGUAGCUUUGAUAGUGCUCUCUCCUUGUUUAAGAGGAUGCAAGAGGAAGAUAUUGCGUUAGAUGUUGUAACGUGGAGUGCUGUAAUUGCUGGGUACUCUCAAAGGGGGCAUGGUUUUGAAGCCCUUAAUGUAUUUAGACAAAUGCAGCUUUGUGGUUUGGAGCCCAAUGUUGUUACUCUUGUGUCUCUUCUUUCAGGUUGUGCUUCUGUGGGAGCAUUGCUUCAUGGAAAGCAAACACAUGCGUAUGCCAUAAAAAACAUUCUCAACUUGGAUUGGAGAGAUCCAGGGGAUGACUUGAUGGUUCUCAAUGGUCUAAUUGAUAUGUAUGCUAAAUGCCAAAGCUACAGAGUUGCUCGCAACAUUUUUGACUUGAUAGCAGGAAAAGACAAGGAUGUGGUGACUUGGACUGUGAUGAUUGGUGGGUAUGCUCAGCAUGGGGAAGCCAAUGAUGCAUUGGAACUUUUUGCUCAAAUAUUUAAACAGGAGACCUCUUUAAAGCCUAAUGCCUUUACUUUAUCAUGCGCAUUGAUGGCUUGUGCGCGUUUGGGUGCAUUAAGGCUUGGAAGACAACUCCACGCCUAUGCUUUGCGCCAUGAAAAUGAGUCUGAGGUUUUAUAUGUAGCCAAUUGCCUCAUUGAUAUGUAUUCCAAAUCGGGGGAUAUUGAUGCUGCUCGGGCUGUGUUUGACAACAUGAAAGUACGGAAUUCCAUUUCUUGGACUUCUUUGAUGACGGGGUAUGGCAUUCACGGUUGUGGUGAAGAAGCUUUGCAUGUUUUUGAUCAAAUGCGGCAAGCGGGUUUUGUAGUUGAUGGCAUUACCUUUCUUGUUGUUUUAUAUGCUUGUAGCCAUUCUGGAAUGGUGGAUCAAGGCGUGAACUACUUCAAUGGUAUGAUCAAGUGCUUUGGGGUUACCCCUGGAGCAGAACAUUAUGCAUGUAUGGUUGAUCUCUUGGGCCGUGCAGGUCGUCUUAAGGAUGCAAUGGGACUCAUUAAAAGCAUGCCAAUGGAGCCGACUGCAGUUGUAUGGGUGGCACUACUAAGUGCUAGCAGAAUCCAUUCGAAUAUUGAGCUCGGGGAAUAUGCAGCAAGCAAAUUGAUAGAGUUAGGGGCAGAGAAUGAUGGUUCGUACACAUUGCUUUCGAACUUGUAUGCAAAUGCACGACGUUGGAAAGACGUAGCUAGAAUCAGGUCAUUGAUGAAGCAUACGGGGAUCAAGAAGAGACCGGGAUGUAGUUGGAUACAAGGGAAGAAAAGCACUACAACCUUCUUUGUGGGUGAUAGAAGUCAUCCAGAAUCAGACCAAAUAUACAACCUUCUCUCUGAGUUGAUUAAACGGAUCAAAGACAUCGGAUAUGUUCCUCAAACGAGCUUUGCUCUUCAUGAUGUUGACGAUGAAGAGAAAGGUGAUCUCUUGUUUGAGCAUAGUGAGAAGUUGGCUGUUGCAUAUGGGAUUUUAACAUCAGCUCCAGGGCAGCCCAUUCGAAUAAACAAGAACUUGCGCAUUUGCGGCGAUUGCCACAGUGCCUUAACCUACAUUUCCAUGAUUAUUGACCAUGAGAUCAUAUUGAGAGACUCGAGUAGGUUCCAUCAUUUUAAGAAAGGCUCAUGUUCUUGCAGAAGCUAUUGGUGAUAGAAAAAUUUCAUAUAUUAAUAUAACUUAAAAGUAAUCAUUCGUUUGAGUUUCUUCUCAAAUUCAAAUUGGCUUCCCAUAUUCAUAAUGUAGAAUUUCAUCUAUAGGUAGUAGCACUAUUUGGUUGUUGAGUUAGGGGUUGCUAUAUUGAAUGGAAGCACCACUACUUUUCAUUACAUUUUUAUGUUGUCGCUCAAAAUUUUGAUUCCCAACACUUUUCCCUAUUUCCUUUUAACAUUUUUCAGACUCC